AUGUUGAACAAAGGCUCGUCGAUCGCAGGUCUUUCUCGCCUUCUCCUGAAUUCUCAUGUUGGGAAAGGUGCUACGACUACUGCUGCCUUUAUCCACUAUGAAUCUGUUGUAGCAUUUGGAAGUAACUAUUGGAGUCAUCGGAUGAUGAAUGGAAUAUUUAGCGUCCGAGAAGAGAAAUUCCAACAAUUGCACCCGUUUUCAAUGAACAUCAAGCAUUGCAAUAUUCCGAAAUCAACGUUGCCUCCUCCUCCUGCUAGCAAUAUUGUGGACAUAUCCUCUUUGGACGUCCAUACAUUAUUUGAAUAUAUUCAUCAUCAAAAUUAUUCAAAUCUUUUGGCUGAACACUCUGGUGCUGUAAUGAAUGUUUUUGCAAAUACACUAACAGAAGCAGAAAAGAACCAACAAAUAGUCACUUCGGAUUUAAUGAGUAAAUCAUUUCAUGUCAGCAAGGAGAUUUUGAAUCGAUUGAAAAACAUGAAUGACGAACAUUCGAAAUCAAUUGUUUCUCAAACUCAUAUAUUCCUAUUUAAAUUAUCAAUUUUAGGAAAAGCAGUAUCAAUAAUUGAAAAACAAUACAAACACAUCAAGCAAAUCAAAGGUGCUCUUCAAACAGCUUUAAAGGGACUAGAAAAUGAAAUUUAUGUUCGGCAAUUAUACGACAUUUGCUCAGAAAAUAGAACUCAAUUGUAUAAUUUGGGAGUAUCUAUAUACAGAGACGUGUUAGCUCAAAGACCAACUAGUUUGUUUACUAAAAGUCUAUUCGAAGCAAUAUUUCAAUUUAUGGAAAAAGAAACCAUGUACGAGGAUAUCAAGCCGGUACUAGAACGACUUUAUCACAGCGACGUUACUCCUACUCUGAAAAUGUAUAGCAGUAUUUGCUCUAAUCUCUAUUAUAACAGGACUUCUAAACUAAUCUAUCCAUUUCUAACUCUUGUCAAGGACACUUUUGGUGAAGGAUUGUUUACACCUGACGUUUGGAAUAAGUAUUCCAGAAAUAUGUAUGCAUAUGCCUUUUCUCUUGAUGUAGACACACUACCAACCAAUUUAGUGAAAAAUCUUUCCACACUUUUAGAAGACACUAAAAACGUUGACACACUAUUCUUCUAUGAGCAUCCAAUGGUUUUCAAAAGCAUUGUGAACGCUAUGAAGAUAUUGAACUAUGAUGAUUUGUUGCCAUUUCUUUUUUGUAAGAUUUUACAAUCUGGAAAUUUAAAUCAAACGUUUAUUAGAUUGCUCUUGGAAUAUUUAGAUCAAGAUUUACACAUUUUCUCUAACAAGAUCAAAUUUGGCAUUCCAGAGCUUGAUGCAAAAUAUUUUGACAUUUUUGAAAUGGCUACCAAUCUUGUUCACAUGAGCAAUUUAACAGAAGUUGUUGAAAUUCAAAAUUACUUGUUGAAAUAUUGCCUGAGGGAAGGACGGUUAGACAAGGUAGACGCGAUUUAUCAUCACAUUGAGAGGCUCAACGCUGAAACUUUAGUUCUCAUGUUUAACAUUUAUGAAAAGACUGGAAACUUUGUCGAUGCAAAUCUGUUAAUGAGAAGAGCCAGAACCGAAGAGUUCACCUUUACAAAGGAAGUUGUUGCAGCAUAUUUUAAAUCGAUGAUAGCAGCAAAAAGAGAUUGUCUAGAUGAAUUUAUUUCAUUUACUCAUCUCUAUACCUUUGUGAGAUUAGGUGAUCCUGUUUUUCAAUUUAUUUUCAACGAACUCAAUAAUAUUAAGAAAGGACUAGUGAAAGAAACAGAUAAUAAGGUUAAAUCUGUGUUGGAAGAUUAA
Molecule: messenger RNA, 1773 nt
Organism: Naegleria lovaniensis
Lineage: Eukaryota; Heterolobosea; Eutetramitea; Acrasida; Naegleriidae
Exons: 1
Coding region: 1-1773 (590 amino acids)
Source: RefSeq, a predicted model, not a curated record